Wyeomyia smithii (pitcher-plant mosquito) is the source of this 2861-nucleotide messenger RNA. Its product is annotated as transcription factor SPT20 homolog. The transcript is spliced from 2 exons. NCBI's taxonomy places the organism in Eukaryota, Metazoa, Arthropoda, Insecta, Diptera, Culicidae. The record is from RefSeq and is a predicted model, not a curated record. Bases 342 to 2315 code for a protein of 657 amino acids.
UCCGACAAAGAUCAGUCUGGUAAUGACAUCCGACGCGAGUAGACGCGACUUUCCGGGAGUUUCGAUGGACUGCUGCUAGCAAACUGCAAACUUGUAGAACGAACGAAUCGUUCCGUGUACCAUUGUGUUGAAAUUGUGUUUUCUGAUCGUUGUUCGCCAUAAGAAGCAUAAAACUGUGAGGAAGAAGUGAUUUGUGUGUAAAACUAAGAGGUGCCAAACAACAACAACAACAAGCGAAUUCCGUUCGAAAGUGAAAUUCAUUGCUCGGUUGCACGGAUUUUUGCCGCUCGAAGGGUUGAUUGUUUUCGUGUGGAAUUCUGUUCCAGCUGGAAGUGUGAGCCAUGCAGUGGAUUAAAAUUCUUUGCAUAACUGUUCUGCUGCUGGUCUUCGCAUCGGCGAACUCGGAUUCCGUCGAUAGCAGCUUCAGCGACGACUCGCACAGCAAUGACUCAGACCUGAAGCGGAUACGAAUAGAUCCUGUGCUACGAAAGGCAUUACUUCGCGCACUACGACAUUUGAAAGAGCGCCAGGAAGAAGAGGAGAGUGAACAACAGAAUGACUCGAAUACAACUGAAGAGAAUUUUGCCACCACAAUUCUCGAUGAGAUCCUAGAGGAGAGCGUGAGCCCCGAACGGAAUACAAAGAUUAGAUAUCACAGCUACGCAGCGGAGACCGAUGGGGACAAGGGUGAUAAUGAAAUUAUCAAAACUAUAAUCAUUAGUAAGCCAAGAACUACUCUAGUUCCACCGAAACAGGACUUCCUGCAGGGCAGUGUUCCCGACCCUGUCAAGGAGCGAGAAAACUUCGUAGAUUCCAAUCAAGUGACACGCAGUGUAGCUUCCGGGUCUAACAACAAUCUUGAAGAGAGUAAAGAUGAAAAGAAACCAGCCGGAGAUAAAAAUAUUGCAAUUAUCACUCCUGAACCGGACACCACGGCCACGACUCAGGCAACAUCUACGGAAGGUGUCACUACCCCAAGCACGACUACCACGGAAGCUCCGACUCAUAACGCCGAUGGAGAAAAUAUAGAGAAGGUGAAAAGCGAAGAUGUCAAAAUUUACCAAGCCCCGCUGGUUGCUGCAUUCACCGUUCAGCAGGACCAGCAAGGCAUCCCACGAAAUGUUAUUCCACUGAUACAAUCGCCACCGAAAAAGAACACAGCUGAGUUCAAAACGCCUACACCACUCUCCACAAUACCCGUUGUUCAGUCUCCUCCAGUUGUCACUCAAACUCAGCCGACGACUGUGAUUAAUACCGUGGCGCAGCUCAACACACGAGCACUCGAAGAAAAAAAUCGCCUUCUAGAACAACAGUUAAUCACUCUCCAAACCCAACAGCGUAUCCAAGAACAAUUGCUCCGAUCGAAGAUCAUUCAGGAACAGCAACUGAUCCUACAGCAACAGCAGCAGCUUCAACAGCAACGGUUCCGUCUGGAGGAGGAAACCCAACUAAGGUUGCAGAAAUUCGAAGAAGAACAGCGUUUCUUCCGUCAGCAGCAACAACAGCUACAGCAACAGCAGUUCAAGGUGCAACAACAGCAACAGCAACAGCACCAACAGCUCUUCAAAUCACAUCCCGUACAACAGCCACAACCAAUCAUUCAGCAGUCUCAACAACUCCAGCAGCCACCACAAUUCGUUCAAGAGCUCCCGCGCAAUACUCCCGCAGUUCAAUUCAUCCCAAGUGUCUCGCUACCCGGCAAAGCGACCCCAAUUUCGGUGGAACAGCAGCUUCCGUUCAAGGAACCCGUAGAAUUCCAACCGUUUGUGCUUCGAAACUCAUUCUUCGAACAGGUCAAAUCGAUCAGUCCGCCCGCUCAGUCCCAGUUUCCCAUUAUUCCACCAUCCCCGCCACAACUAUCCAAACAACAGCUUCUCCCCCUGAAAUCUUUCCAACCGUUCACAGUAAAUCCCUUCCCAGCUCCACCGGUGAUUCCAUCCCAGUUACCUCUGGACCAGCAGCUUCCUCUUGUUCAGAGAAAUCGUGUCUUCCGUCACGAAACCGGUACUGGCAACUUUGGCCUGAACUUACCACAAACACAAGCCCUACCCGAACCACAAACCAACGUCGCAUUCCGUGCUUCCCAGCCAAUCCCAAUCUUCCCGCAGAACGGAGGCUUCACGCCUCUACGUAACGACAACCAACUGCAAAACUUGCUGGUUCAAUCCGGUAUUACGUCUCGCUCGGCGGAAGAUUUCAACAUUAUCACCAAGGUGUUAGCUCUGAACCAUGGCAUCCCGCAGUCAUCCAGCCAGCAGAUGUUCGCUAAGCUCAGCCCUGAACAGCAGCAACAGUUGCUGUUCAGGAAAAAGUGAACAUCCAUCUUCCGCUCGCCAAGUUCUUAUUCAUCUUAUUUCUUUCUAACCUCCGAACACGGUUGCGUACGUCAAGAGAUAGAAUGUGUGUGUAACCAGGAAUGUCUGUUUCGGAGUGAAUGGUUUAGGAUGAAAGAGCCGCUAGUAACCUAGUCUGCCAUAUUUAUUGAGUGUGAGUUAGCGAGUAUUCACAGCACACACACACAUACACAUGCCUACAUUCUGUAUUUUUUUUACUACUGCAACAAACCUCCUCAUCGACUCAGCAAGCGGCGAUGCAAAGAGAUAUUCAUUCUUUUUGUUUUACGAGUAACUUUCGUGUAGGACAAAGAUAUAGUAAAUUAUUUUCUUCACUAGACAUAAGCAGCGGUCAGUUUGAGAAGGCGGAAGUAACAAAACAACAAAGCAUACCCCGUAACGUUACGCAUGGUUUUUCCCCGUCCCAAGCGCCACUAAUAACUCCCAGUGCGAAUAGUUAGUCGGAUAAGAUUGAACCCUUGUUUGCAACCGAGGGUCACAAAGUGUACUAAUUUAUCGGAAAUAAAU